GCACCCAGGGCUGGCCGCUUGCCAGGACUCUGUCCUCGCCCGGGACCCCGCACGGAAGCGGUGCUGCCUGCUCCCCCUCAUGUGGUGGAUCCCACUUUGAGGAGCCUUUUUUAUACCCGCAUUUCCAUACUGCGAGAGGAACCAGGGGCUUGGCAGGGGAGGCAGCGGGAAGCAAUCCCUCCUGGCUCCAGUGAGCGGGAGGCUCUGCCCACCCCCAUCGGUCCCUGGCACGGAGGCCCAGGCUCGCCAGAUGCUCCGGGAAUCUGUGGCUGCUGAACUGUUCAGCUCCUGAUCUGAGCUGCGGCCCGGGGCCGACCGGGACCUGCCUCCUCGCGGGCGCAGGUGCCACAAUGAAUAGGUUGCGGAGAAGGCGCAGGGGAAGCAGCCACAGUUCAAGCAAGUCGGCAACACCAGGCAGGCCGCCUGCCAUGAAUCUGCACCCUGGGAAGAGCCGCGUCCUGACAGGCGCCGCCGCCCGCCCGCCCGCGCCCCCGCGCCUCGUCACCAUCAACGUGGGCGGCUGCCGCGUGCGCCUGGCCUGGGCCGCCCUGGCGCGCUGUCCGCUGGGCCGCCUCGCGCGCCUGCGCGCCUGCCGGGGCCGCGCCGAGCUGCUGCGCGUGUGCGACGACUACGACGCGGCCCGCGACGAGUUCUUCUUCGACCGCAGCGCCUGCGCCUUCCGCGCCAUCGUGGCGCUGCUGCGCGCCGGCACGCUGCGGCUGGGGCGCGGCCCGUGCGCGCUGGCCUUCCGCGACGAGCUGGCCUACUGGGGCGUGGACGAGGCGCGCCUCGAGCGCUGCUGCCGCCGCCGCCUGCGCCAGCGCGAGCAGGAGGCCGCGCGCGCGCGCGCGCGGGGACGCGCACGCCAGACCGCCCGGGGGCGCGCACGCCUGCAGGCCCGGGGGCGCGCACGCCAGACCGGCCCGGGGGCGCGCCUGAACGCCGGGCGCCUGCUCGACGUGGUGGACGACCCGCAUGCGGGCCCCGCCGGGAAGCUCUUCGCCUGCGUAUCCGUCGCCUUCGUGGCCGCCACAGCCGUUGGCCUCUGCCUGAGCACCAUGCCGGACAUGCGCGCCGAGGAGGAGCGGGGCGAGUGCUCCGCCAAGUGCCGCAGCCUGUUCGUGCUGGAGACGGUGUGCGUGGCGUGGUUCUCGCUGGAGCUCCUGCUGCGCUCGCUGCGGGCCGAGAGCACGUGCGCCUUCCUGCGGGCGCCGCUCAACGUCGUGGACGCGCUGGCGCUGCUGCCCUUCUACGCGUCGCUGCUGGCGGGGUCGGCGGCGGGCGCGGGCGCGGGCGCGCGGGCGCCGGGGCGCGCGGGGCUGGCGCUGCGGCUGCUGCGCGCGCUGUCGGUGCUGCGCCUGGCGCGCCACUCGCUGGGGCUGCGCUCGCUCGGGCUGACGGCGCGGCGCGCGGCGCGCGAGCUGGCGCAGCUGCUGCUCUUCCUGGGCGUGGGCGUGGCGCUCUUCGCGCCGCUCGUGCACCUGGCCGAGCGCGAGCUGGGCGCGCGCCGCGACUUCUCCAGCGUGCCGGCCAGCUACUGGUGGGCCGUCAUCUCCAUGACCACGGUGGGCUACGGCGACAUGGUGCCGCGCAGCCUGCCGGGCCAGGUGGUGGCGCUCAGCAGCAUCCUCAGCGGCAUCCUGCUCGUGGCCCUCCCGGUCACGUCCAUCUUCCACACCUUCUCGCGCUCCUACUCGGAGCUCAGGGAGCAGCAGCGCGAGGCCGCCGAGGGCCGCGCCGCACGGCCGGCCUGAGCGCGCGGGACCCCCACGCGCUUUCCUCCGCCCGCCGUGGCCCCCUUCCUUCUGCUCCCGCGGGACAGCCGGGCGCAGGACGGGGGCGGGGCGGCCCUCGAUGGGGCAGGUGGGAGGGCAUAGCGCGCCCCUUUGCACUGAUGCCGCCCCGGGGGAGGGGGCACCUCGCUGCUCCAGGGCUCAAGGACCAAGCCCGCUGUGCUGCUCGUAAUACCCACCAUGGGGGCGGCCCAGGACUGUGGACGCGGGCAGGGCAGAUGCGGGCUGUGGGCGGGAUUCCUGCUGGGGAUGGGCUCUGAGGCUGCCAAUAAAGUGCCACCUGCGCCAUGACCGCCCCCUCCUGUUGCCUCCAUCUGUGUGUGUGUGUGUGUUUGUGUCCCAGGGCUGUCCCUAUAGGCAGUGCUAUGGGGCAGGGGAGGGUCCACAGAGCCCCAUAGGCACGCCUGGCCCUGUCCACUCUCAUUUGGGAUCCUGGAGCACUUUUCCUUUUGUGCCACAUCUAGUGAUGCUCGGGGGUUACUCCUCGCAGUGCUCCUGGGAGCAUAUGGGCUGCUGGGGGUCAAACCCAGUGGGCCACAUGCAAGGCUCCAUGCCCCACCUGCUGCAGUUACUCUGGCCCUCCCCCAGCACACCUGGGCAGAGGGUUGCAGAGAGAACACAGCCCACAGCCCCACACUGCCUAUCAGCAGCGCCUUCCUCCCUGAGGUCCCCUCUCCCUGCUACUGAGGUGUGAGUACGUGGGAGGCACCCAGACAGCCCCUCAAGCAGACAGCUGUCCCGAAUGCCCUUGGUGCUGUGGUCACUGUGGGGCCUGGCCAGGACGAAGCCUGCU
This is a messenger RNA of Sorex araneus (European shrew), 2586 nucleotides long. It is a transcript of the gene KCNG2, whose product is annotated as potassium voltage-gated channel modifier subfamily G member 2. NCBI's taxonomy places the organism in Eukaryota, Metazoa, Chordata, Mammalia, Eulipotyphla, Soricidae. Gene Ontology annotation, cellular component: voltage-gated potassium channel complex; membrane. The record is from RefSeq and is a predicted model, not a curated record. Gene Ontology annotation, molecular function: voltage-gated potassium channel activity. Gene Ontology annotation, biological process: protein homooligomerization; potassium ion transmembrane transport.